Actinia tenebrosa (Australian red waratah sea anemone) is the source of this 1078-nucleotide messenger RNA. RefSeq lists its product as uncharacterized. The record is from RefSeq and is a predicted model, not a curated record. NCBI's taxonomy places the organism in Eukaryota, Metazoa, Cnidaria, Anthozoa, Actiniaria, Actiniidae.
GCUCGAAGGUAUGUUCACACUUAAUUCUGUAUAAAUACAGCCUGGAGUUCAUGUGUGUGGUUGAAGUUUCUUGGCUCCAUGGAAGGAAGAAACAUAUUUCUCGAAGCUGCUUUUGCGGGAGAGCCUGUAGUGAAUCCAGAAGACCGAGGAGACAAAGAGUUGGAAAGGCUGGAAAGGAUUUUCUUUACGCCAAAAACCAGGCAAAAGCGAAAAGCAGACCGCGAUAAAGGCAAGUCUAGCAAAUCUGAAAUAAAAUCCAAAAACAGAAACCUCGAGCUACAGCUGGUAAGGGAAGCAGUGAGCAAAGUUGGAUGUCUUCCCAAACGAGUACUUAGUUACGUCGAGCUUAUGGCCGACCAGCUCGGUCCUGUCGAAAAGGCCUACUAUACAUCCAUUGGCAAGGGAACAGGGCCAACUAAACAGACGGCACUUAGGCGAAUAGGAAGAAAAAUAAAAGAAUGGCAAGUCUCGGGCAACGACAAACCAUCAGUAAAAGACCCGGAGGAUGUAUACGAGAGUAGUUGUAGUGAAGAAUCUUCGCCGAUGGACUUCAAAAACGAUGCAAAGUGUACCACGAAAAGAAAAGCAGACUAUUGAAAGGACGGCCUUUAUCUUGUUGGGGAAGAUGAAAAAAGUAAAGCCUCUGAUGCCAGAAAGUACACGGAGACCACAACCAAAACGGAACGUUCAAGAUUUCUUAGUGAAUUUGAAGAGGAUGAAUUGAUUGCAGAGGAGGAAAAAGCUGGAAAGGGAACAGAGAAGAAGGAAAAGAAGAAAAAGAAGAAAGAUCAACUAGAUGAGCUUAUGGCAAUGAUGCCUACAAUGACGGAGGCUGUAACCAAGGCGGCAAAGGCACAUGAAAAAGCCGUUUCAAAGUGGCGAGGGUUGUCGAUCUCUGACUCUGAUUAGCGAGUUGGAUGAUACUAUAUAUUGACGUGUUAUUUUUCACGAUAAAGUUUUUCUGUUCUCUUUGUUUGCCUGGCGUAAUGUCACUUUAAGUGUUCAUAUUUUCCUCACUAUUUAUUUCUAACAUUAGAGUUCACGCACUAAACCCGUGAAACAAAUACUAACUUUAAAC